This is a messenger RNA of Prosopis cineraria, 930 nucleotides long. RefSeq names its product calcium/calmodulin-regulated receptor-like kinase 1. The record is from RefSeq and is a predicted model, not a curated record. Gene Ontology annotation, molecular function: protein kinase activity; ATP binding. Lineage: Eukaryota; Viridiplantae; Streptophyta; Magnoliopsida; Fabales; Fabaceae. The transcript has 2 exons. The coding region runs from base 21 to 518 and encodes 165 amino acids. Gene Ontology annotation, biological process: protein phosphorylation.
UUGGGCUUUCGAGACCAGAGAUGAUUAAAACCCGUUCAUCUAAUGUCAAAGGAACUUUUGGCUAUCUUGAUCCUGAAUACGUGUCAACAAAAACUUUUACCAAGAAAAGUGAUGUUUAUAGUUUUGGUGUGCUACUCUUUGAAUUGAUUACUGGCAGGAAUCCACAGCAGGGCAUGAUGGAAUAUGUGAAACUAGCAGCCAUGGAAGCCGAGAGUAAGGUUGGAUGGGAAGAAAUUGUGGAUUCACAGCUUAAUGGAAAAUAUGAUGUGCCUAGGCUUAAUGAUAUGGCUUGUCUUGCUUUGAAAUGUGUCAGUGAAGCAUCCAGAGACCGACCUUCCAUGAGGGACAUUGCUGGAUCAUUAUCUCAGCUCUAUAAGAAGCAGCAUUAUUGUAGAGAUGAUAAUACACAGUCUCCUGCUGCAGUAAAUGAAGUUUCCAUUGAAGUGGAACGUCUAAAAAUCCAGGAAUUUUCAUCCACAGAGCGCUCAAUCUUGUUGCACAGAUUGCAUAGCCGAUGAUGUUAUGUGUGGUGUGAUUUUGGAUAUCUGUAAAUAUUUGUUUUGUAUACCCUUUUUUUCUUAUUAUAUGUAGAUAUCUAGUGUUAUCUUGGAUUAUUAUAAGGACUUAGAUUCUCUACAUUUACUUUAGUGAAUGUAUCAUAGGAAGUAAAGAGAUAACGGGCAUAUAACCUCGGGUUCAGCUGUUCAGGAAUCAUUCACACUCAUAUUUUGUUGUGUCAGUCUCUCUUUAAAUGGUUUUGACUGCACAAAUGCAGGAGAGCUACUUUCUUGGUUUGGAUGGAAGGAAAGUUGGGAGGAAAAUAGAAGGGAGAGAAAACUGCCAAGGCCAUUUUCUCUCAUAGUAUUCUUUUCUUCUUGUCUCCCCAUCUAAACCACGGGUAAAGUUUGGAUUGGGAUUACCAGAUUUGAU